Molecule: messenger RNA, 1741 nt
Organism: Aethina tumida (small hive beetle)
Lineage: Eukaryota; Metazoa; Arthropoda; Insecta; Coleoptera; Nitidulidae
Product: cytochrome P450 9e2-like
Exons: 6
Coding region: 133-1704 (523 amino acids)
Molecular function (GO): heme binding; monooxygenase activity; iron ion binding
Source: RefSeq, a predicted model, not a curated record
GUUUCAUUCUAUGGUGAUCGUUCGCAUAUUCGACACAGGUGAUACGGGACUAUAGUGUGAGAACUUUUUGCGCACAAUUUGAGUGCUUGUUCAGUGAUUUCAGCUGCGAGGGAUACAAGGUUUUUCGUUACAAUGUUGUGGAUAAUUUUACUAUUAGUAUCUCUGUUAUUGGGUUAUUAUUACUUAAUACGACCUCUUCAGUAUUGGACUAAGUUAGGUGUAACACAAGGUAACCCGUUACCAAUUGUAGGUGAUUUUAAAGAAUCAAUCUUUGGAAGAAGACCACUUGCAGAUCUUAUAAUGAAAGUUUAUAAUUAUGGAUCUAAUGUUAGGUACACUGGUAUAUAUCUGUUUAACACACCAACUCUGGUAAUAAGAGAUCCAGAAUUGAUCAAACAAAUUCUUGUCAAAGACUUUGAUCAUUUUCUUGACCACCAAUCAUUUCUGUCAGCUGAAAGUGAUGUUUUAUGGAGUAAUAAUCUUUUUGCAUUAAAAGGUCAAAGGUGGAAGGAUAUGAGAUCAACCUUAAGUCCUUCCUUCACCUCAAGCAAAAUGAGAACUAUGUUCACAUUGUUACAAGAUGUAGCCGAAAAUUUCACUAGAUAUUUUACUAGCCAAAAUUCAAAUGUAAUCGAUGUAGAACUUAAAGAUGCAUUCACCAGAUAUGCCAAUGAUGUGAUAGCUAGUUGUGCUUUCGGAAUUGAAAUCGACUCACUCAAAAACAGGAACAACGAAUUUUAUACUAUGGGUAAAGAACUGACUGACAUAGGCAUAUGGAAAAAUAUGAAGUUUUUUCUAGGUUUAAUUGUACCAUUUUUAUCAAAGAUAUUGGAAAUUAACAUCUUUAACAAAAAAGUCACACAUUUCUUUCGAACUUUGGUAACAGAUUCCAUUAAAAUUAGAGAAACUAAAGGCAUAGUGAGGCCAGACCUUAUUCAUCUAUUGAUGGAAGCACGUAAAGGCAAAAAACUGGACUCCACCCAGAAAGAAAUUUUAGAUACCGGGUUUGCAACUCUGGAAGAAUUUGACAUGGGAGUUAAAGGAAAAACUGAACUAACUGACGACGAAAUUACUGCGCAAGCUGGUGUAUUCUUCUUUGCUGGUUUCGAAUCAGUUUCGGGAUUGAUGUCAUUCGCAGCCUAUGAAUUGGCCCUUCAACCUGACAUCCAGGAUAAACUUAGAGCUGAAAUUCAUGGAGUUUUGGAGGAGAAUGGGGGAAAGUUAACUUAUGAAGGAUUGUUGAAAAUGAAAUAUAUGGAUAUGGUAGUAACAGAAACCAUGAGGAAGUGGCCGAAUGCUGUCCAAACUGACAGGGUGUGUACUAAACCCUACACAAUUCAGCCAAAAAAUCCUGGUGAAAAACCAAUUCCUUUCAAAGUGGGAGAUAACAUUUGGAUACCAAUUUGGGGUAUUCAGAGAGAUCCGCAAUAUUAUCCAGAUCCCGAAAAAUUCGAUCCAGAGCGCUUUAGUGAUGAGAACAAACAUAAAAUUGUACCUUAUACCUUUUUAACAUUUGGAAUUGGUCCAAGGAGCUGUAUUGGAAACAGAUUUGCUCUUCUGGAAGUCAAAGCUGUGCUAUUUCAUUUAUUGUCAAAGUUUAGGAUUAUACCAACGGCGAAAACUGAAAUACCCAUUCAGUUGCAUACCAGUUCCAUUGGACUGAAUGCUAAGAAUGGAUUUUGGGUAGCAUUUGAAAAAUUGUAAAAACUAUAAAAGGGUUCAUAUAAAAAAUUUCAUCAUU